AUGCAGAACCAAAGCCUUCAACCUCGACACUUUCAAAUCCACAACACGAUAAGUACUGCACGAGAGCGACUUCGGCAAUUCCGCCGUGACCUGUCCCAUCAUUUCCGGAAGUCAUCAUCACAGGCGUGCGAAAUUGAAACCGCUCCGCCCAUAGGAGCUGAAAGUGAUAGUCCAAGAAAUUCGUCGAACAAGCUUCAAGUACUUGAACCCGAUCCAAUUCCCCCGUCUUCUGGUUCUAGCACAGCCAACACGGCGAGCUCUAUAAAGGCUAUGGACGGUGCUGCUGAGAGAUUGCUCUGGCAGAACAACCCACAAUUUUGCCCUCAAACUUCUGCCGUCUUUGUUCAUGCUGGCGCUGGCUAUCAUAGCACGACCAACGAGCAUAUUCACCUAGGUGCUUGCGAUGAUGCCGCCAGAUUGGCAAUGCAGGUGCUUAGAGGCGGGGGCUCAGCUGUAGAUGCUGUCGAAGCAGCAAUCAAGGUACUUGAAGACAAAGAGAUCACCAAUGCUGGGUUCGGAAGUAAUCUGUCUAUUGAAGGUAUUGUUGAGUGCGAUGCUACUAUCGUUGAUCACAUGGGACGGAGCGGAGCCUGUGGUGCUACUGCUCAAAUAAAGAACCCCAUACACCUAGCUCGAAUAAUUCUAGAUGCCUCCAGCAAACCAUUAUCACUUCGGAGAGUCCCGCCAAAUCUUCUCGUCAGCCAAGGAGCAACUGAUUUCGCCUACGAACAUGGCAUUCCCGUUGUGCCGCACGAUGCUAUAGUCUCUAAGAAUGCACGGGACCGCUAUGUCCGCUGGCGAGACGAUCUGCGCCGUGCUGACAGAGGCCGUAUGACGCCCAAUACUGGCAGUGACCCAGGGGGUGAUACCGAAAGCAUAGAUCACGAGUACGAAGAGCGGGUUCGAAAUCAGCAACGUCGAGAUCAUACAAAUGCAUUAUUGCAUGGCACUUGGAACGAGGGUCAACCUGACUCUCCUCAACUCUCGCCUAGCAUCGAAAAGCGACAGACAGAUGAUACAGAUCAAUAUCCAAGUCGCCGGUCUCCAGUCCCUGCACCCUCAAUUGGCGAUCCAUCCAGCCAGUCUAACCUACACCAACGCAGCCGAUCCCCCAACAGCUCGCCUCCGAAGCGCGUGAGAUAUACCACCGAUUCCCAACUUCGCACGCGGUCGUUACUUGGACCUAGCAAUUCGACCACGGAUCUUCGCACAAUACCUGAUGUUCGCAUGACAAUCGGGGAUGCUGCAACAGCCAGGCGUCAGUCAAAGCCCGAAUACAGUGACGGUACAUUAUCUCCAACACAUGAGGCUAUUGAUAAACUACUCUGGUCUGAAGGAUCUGCAGAGUCACUGCUGGAACCUCUUCAAAGGGCCAUUCCCAAAGAUGACAUGAUUACAGAUACUGUAGGCGCCAUUGCCAUCGAUAUGUAUGGUAACAUUGCCGCUGGGUCGUCUUCGGGCGGCAUUGGUAUGAAACACCGUGGUCGAGUAGGUCCUGCUGCACUCGUAGGAAUUGGUACCGCCGUCAUACCUGUUGACGAAAAGGAUCAAGAAGGGAUCAGCGUCGCAGCAGUGACCAGCGGUACUGGUGAACACAUGGCAACUACGAUUGCUUCUCAGAAAUGUGCAGAGAGACUUUACUACAACACUAGGCGAGCUCGAGGGGGUAAAGACAUCGAUGCAACGGAAGAGGAGGCCAUGGAAUCCUUUGUCCAAGCCGACUUUAUGAGCCAUCCGGGUGUCAGUGCCAGUAACUCGGCCGGCGCAAUCGGGGUGAUGGCGGUCAAAAAGACUCACUACGGUUACUUCCUCCAUUUCGCACACAACACCGACUCCUUUGCUCUGGCGUCGAUGCAUUCCAAUGAGAAAGUGCCAAAAUGUGUCAUGUCACGACUUGGCGAACACGGAACUACCGUUCAGGGUGGCCGUAAGAUACGGGCAUAA
Molecule: messenger RNA, 1944 nt
Organism: Lachnellula hyalina
Lineage: Eukaryota; Fungi; Ascomycota; Leotiomycetes; Helotiales; Lachnaceae
Gene: TASP1
Product: Threonine aspartase
Exons: 3
Coding region: 1-1944 (647 amino acids)
Biological process (GO): protein maturation
Molecular function (GO): threonine-type endopeptidase activity
Source: RefSeq, a predicted model, not a curated record